Gadus chalcogrammus (walleye pollock) is the source of this 1667-nucleotide messenger RNA. Its product is annotated as stabilizer of axonemal microtubules 1-like. The transcript is spliced from 4 exons. Bases 150 to 1106 code for a protein of 318 amino acids. NCBI's taxonomy places the organism in Eukaryota, Metazoa, Chordata, Actinopteri, Gadiformes, Gadidae. The record is from RefSeq and is a predicted model, not a curated record. Gene Ontology annotation, molecular function: microtubule binding.
UGAGUUCUACACUGGUUGGUUGGUUGGUUACCCGAGAUAAACAACAACGCACUACCACACGUGUUGUUCCCUAGGAUGAGAUCACAAUUUCAUAGCGGGGUCGGGAUUUAUUUAUUUUAUCCCAUGGAUUUGUGAGUUAGGGAGACAUCAUGAGCUGGUGUCUCUGCCAAAUCUGCAGCGGCUGUGGAAGGCACCACUGCGAGAACACAGAGCGACCAAAGCCACCUGUCAUUCUGCUCCAAGACAACCAGGGAAAAGUUAGGCUCUGCUCGCCUUCUGUUCAACCCAGUAGAAACCACAGAAAUGAAGUCCAGCCCACAGACGAGCCCAGGGUUAGGUACACUCGAAGAUCAGUCUACGGGAACCAGAGAGCCCACACACCAUUCGAGACAGACGAACGGCCUCCUCUGAAGGCAGGAAUGGCGUCUCACUCGGUGUACACAGAAGACUUCCAGGCGUGGGACAGUCCUGCGAGGGUCCACCCUUUCCGCCCACGUGACAACCUCAGAGUCAACAGAGCGCUAUUCGCCACAGCCACGACCAGCAGGGACAGCUUCUGCCCCCCCGGCCCCCCGGUGUCGACGAGGGAGGUCUGCAGACCCGCCCCGCCGCCACGGGAAGCCCCGCCCUUCGACGGCACCGCCGACCACAGCUCCCAGUACCGCCCCCCCGCGGUCCGGCCCCGGAGGCCCCCGGCCCGGCUCCAGCCCCAGACCCGGGAGUACCGGGCCCCCGUGGGGGACAUGGCCCCCCUCCUCUCCACCACCCGGGCCCACUUUGGGGAGCACCGCGGGCUCCAGCGGCCCCCGGGGGCGCGGCCCGCCAGGGAGGCCUCCGUGAGGUCCUCGGUGAGGUCCACCAUGAAGGAGGACUUCAGGGCCUGGACCACGGUGCGCCGCCUCCCCGUGGCCCCGCCCCCACAGGAGCUGGAGUGGCCCCGGGGCCCCUUCGCCCGGACCACCACGGCGCGCGCCUCGUACACGCCCAAGGCCGCCCAGCGCUCGCUGAGCUGUAAGCCCCGCCCCCGGCCCCUGAACACCGGGCCCCCCAUGGAGAAGGCCUCCGUCUACAGGGCCAGCUUCACGGCCCCACGGGGCCCCCCUUAGCCCCCCGUGAGGGACGGUGCACCCCCCAGGGGUCACGGUGGGGUCAUGGACGUCAGGCUCAGGGACCGCCGCUCUGCUGAUGCAAUAAGUAAUGAACCAGCUUAGGGGGUCACUGCAGCUGCUGACCUUUGACCCCGUGUUUAUACCUCCGCACACGACGGGGUGCAAAGGUCAAAUAAAAUGAUGUUUCAACUGCACUGUAUUGUAGAAGAAAGAAAGUAGUUGGUAAUAUAGACCACACUAAUGAACAUUGUCAUGUGUUAUUCAAAUAUUAUUAACACCAAACUAUUCAACUAUUGUAUUUAAGCUGACAUUAAGAAUUAUUCUUAAAAUGCACAUAUUGUCACAACUUGCACUAACUGUUUAAAUAAGUUCGAAGAACGUAUUUAAAUAAUAUUUUAUUAAACCAGACACUGCCAAAAUGAUACAUCUGAUGUUUGACGUUUAUUGCUAUAAAAGAAAUUGACUUUUCAGCGACCAAGAAAUUGGAUGCUUUCUCAACAAAGGCAGCCUUGUACCUUAUAUAUAUACGCACAACAUGUACGACUGGGAAAACAUUUG